Messenger RNA from Rhincodon typus (whale shark), 2081 nucleotides. RefSeq names its product trifunctional nucleotide phosphoesterase protein YfkN-like. Gene Ontology annotation, molecular function: hydrolase activity. The coding region runs from base 2 to 1729 and encodes 575 amino acids. Gene Ontology annotation, biological process: nucleotide catabolic process. Lineage: Eukaryota; Metazoa; Chordata; Chondrichthyes; Orectolobiformes; Rhincodontidae. The transcript is spliced from 9 exons. The record is from RefSeq and is a predicted model, not a curated record.
GAUGGCGGCGUCGACUGUGAGCGCAGUCGAGGUAUCGCCUGAAGGAGCGGCUCCGCUGCUCACGAUUCUUCACUUUAAUGAUGUUUACGAGAUCCAGCCGCGUUCAGAGGAGCCUGUGGGAGGCGCGUCCAGAUUUGCUACUGCAUUAAAACAGUAUAAAGCACUUAAUCCCCUGAUCCUUUUUAGUGGUGACUGUUUAAAUCCUUCACUCUUAAGUACAACCACGAAAGGACGGCACAUGAUACCAAUUCUUAAUGCUUUUGGAGUACAGUGUGCAGUAUUUGGAAAUCAUGAAUUUGACUUUGGAGUUGACCUGCUGGAGGACGUUAUAUCAGAGAUGAAUUUCCCUUGGUUGCUCAGCAAUGUCUAUGAUUUAUUUACUUCUGAGCCACUAGGGCAUGGCAUACAAAGCAAGAUAAUAGAAUGGAAUGGUGUAAAAGUUGGCUUAAUGGGCUUAGUGGAGGAAGAAUGGAUUGAUACUUUGGCUACAAUUGACAAGUCAAGUGUGAACUUUAUCGAUUACGUCAUUGUUGCUGACCAACUUUCUCAAGAACUUCGAGCCAAAGGUGCAGAACUUCUAAUUGCUUUGACACACAUGAAAUGGAGUAAUGAUAUAAGACUUGCAAGGAAUGCUGAUGGAUUGAACCUGAUUUUAGGAGGCCAUGAUCAUGACUACGGCACCAAAGAAGUUAAUGGCACUCUCAUUAUCAAAAGUGGAUCAGAUUUUCGAAGCCUAAGUAAAGUUGAUAUUACAAGAACUGGUGAGAAUAAUUACCAAUGUACCACUCAGAAGAUAGAAAUUACAAAAGAGUUGGAGGAAGACACCUUUGUGAACAACAUUGUCCAAGAGUUUACUUUUAAUCUGGAGCACCUAUUAGGAGAAGUGCUAUGUCAGAUAGAGGUAGAACUGGAUGGACGUUUUACUACAGUAAGAAAAUCAGAGAGCAGUCUAGGGAAUCUCGUUACCAAUGCCAUGCUUGAAGCUACUCAUGCUGAUGUGGCAUUACUUAAUUCAGGGACUGGAGGAAGUCAAGAUGAUUGUACAUUGCGUUCAGAUCGCUUACAUCCACCAGGUGACUUCACCAUGCAUGAUCUUUUGUUGGUUCUGCCUAUUGUGGACCCACUGUUGGUUGUUCAGGUGACGGCAGAACAACUGUUGGAUGCUUUAGAAAAUGGAGUCAGUAUGUAUCCAGAACUCGAUGGAAGGUUCCCUCAAGUGGCAGGAUUAGAGUUUGGAUUUGAUCCAAGUGCAGAACCGGGGCACAGGAUUGUUGCAGACUCUGUGAAGGUACAGGGGCAGUACUUGGACAGGAAUAGAACGUACUUACUUGCAAUCAAGGAAUAUCUGGCAAAAGGGAAAGAUGGCUAUGUGAUGUUUCGUAAUUGUCAAUGGCUGGUUGACACAGAAACGGCUCCCAGUCUCUCCACUGUUGUCAUUAACCAUUUUGAAUCAGUAAAAAUUCUGCAAGGACUCAAGAAAUGUAAAUCUGGACAUCGGAUGAGUUUGAUCAAAGUCUCCCAAGCUGCAUCCAUAACAGACUUUGAGAAGAAAGCUGAUGACAAAAUUGUAGUUGCCCCUGUCCCAGAUGUGGAAGGAAGAAUAUAUCACGUUACCAAGGAAAUGAAACAACAUCUUAGACAACUACGAUCUGAACGAGAACUCGGCCAAAGGACAUUUCCAUUGGAUCUCUGUAAUGCGAAUAACUCACUUGGUUGUGAAUUAAAGUAAUAAAAGUAGAAGUUUUGUAUUUUUAGUGCUUAGUUUUAAAUGUUAUUCUCAGGUAAAAUCUUUUAAUAGAAUUAUUUUUCUGUGUUUGAGCAAAUGUUAUAGCAGAACUUUGAUUUUGUAAACUAGUAAAAAAUGCACAGAAGGAUUUUGAAGCUAAGCCAGCCUUUUUUUAAAAAAAAAGUUUCAAAAAAAUGCCUGCUAUGUGGUUUCCUUCUGUUAUUAGAUUGCAUCUAAGAAAAGGUGGUUUAUCAUUUUACUUUAUAACAUCUAUGAGGAAAUCCGUAAAAAUAUUCACAUCAUAUAUCCUAUUUCUGUAUCUUUGUGCUUUCUGUAUUUUGAAUUGUAGAUAAUG